AUGACGUGCGUCGAAGUGGACGCGGAUAUCGAAGCAGAAUGCGUUCUUCUAAAGCGUCGGCUGGAGGAAACGAAAACGCAGCUCCUGAGUCUCUGUCGCGAGUUGCCGCGAACCAGGAACGAACCGGAACUAGAGAGGUUAAACCAAGUAAGGCGCGACAUGGUAGAAACCUUUUACGAUAAGCUGAUUGGGUUGGAAAAGAAGAGAAAUGACUACGGCGAAACGGAAAUAGAGGCAGCCCUAAUCAACCGGCAAUAUUGCAUCGAUUUGAAGACGCGACUGCAGCAGCAAAUCGACAAGGAAUGGGAGGAAAUAUCUUCCAUGUAUGUGUCACAGGCUCCAGCUGGGGGUACCCUCGAAAGCCGAGAACGGGUAGAUUGGCUAAGUAACGUCCGACACCGAUUAGGAGUACUAGACAAUGCGACGCAGAAACUAGUGUUCAGCUUCAAGCGGGCGGCGGUGAUGGUUUUCAGUGGUCUGUUUCGAGAGCUCAAGAGUCUCGAAGACCCUUUGACGGAUAUACACAAGUUGGAGGAAACGGAGCUCCACUACGAUUUGGACACAUACUUGCUGCGCGCGAGCGAUGACACGUUUGGAUCUCAUAGGAAAGUUUGGGAAGCCGCAUUGGCCGACAUGGAGGGAAUAAUAGAAGACGGUUGCCGGUUUCUGGCGGCGGCGCUAGAGCUGUGGCAGCAUGACUUCGAGAGAGUCCAAGUGAUGCAGUCUCUCGUGCUGCGAGAUAUCGAUGAGACGAUGCGGUGGAACGAUGCAUUAGCUCAGAGUCACGAACCCGAACUGAACAUCUUGAUAGACACUUUGAGAGAGGAGUCGAGCAGGGAGGAGCUGGACGGGAUAAUGGAACGAAUCUUCGCGUUCCUGCGCCAAAUAGAAGACCGGUACGCUGCGCAGCACCGAGCCGAAUGCGACGUCGCCAAGAAGUACGACGCCCUCGCCGAAGUAGAAGGGAACGUGGUCCGCCACGAGAUAGUGAGGUUCCUGCUGGUUUACGAAUCCUACACAGUUCGCAAAGAAGACGACCAUGACGACGCUGUCUUGCCGAAUCAGAUGCUCUACUGCAAAUUCCAAGUAGGCGCGUUGAAAAAUUGGCAGUUUGGGCUCUGGCUGGCGAUAAAGAAAUACUUGGAGACGUCCAGGGAGGAGAUACGGAGCGCGGCCGCCGAGUGGGUCGCGGAUCAAACGGCUAGAAUUGACGCUAGGUGGGAGUUGCGCUUGGAGGUGCACCGCCGCGUCCCGGAAUGCGUGGAAUUCUACGUCUACCGGGAAAGGCUCGAGGAGCUCUGUAGACACAACGCUAAGCUGACGGCCUACGAGAAGGCAGUGCAAAAUAAUGUUGAGCGACUAAAACGGGACCGACCGGAAUACGACUCGAUAUGCGCACGGUAUAGUCAAGAACUUCGACGUCUCGAAGUCAAAACCACGGUCAACGCGAAUUUCGCCAUUCUCCAGACUUUAACGGCCAAAACUCUGGAAGACGUCCACGGAGGAUGCGCGGAAUACGCGAAACGAUGCGACGUGGUGCUGAGCGAAACGAACCAAACGAGUUUCGAGUUCCUCCGGGCAGCCAGGUUGUUCCACGAAGGGGGCAACUUCGACGCGCGGGAAGCCCGCGACCUCGCAGGACGCCUCAACGCGCUGAACGCAUACGCGAAAAAAGGCGCAGAAAGUGCGAAAAACGACGACCAAAACCGCGCGGCGGUCGCCCGUGACGUAGUAGCGGCCCGCACGGAAGAGACGUUUCGAAUGAUAAGGAUUAUCGAGGAAGAGCGUCGGUUCGAUUACGAGGCCAAGCGCAUCGUGAGGCGCCUAGAAUCCGAUGCAAAACGUCAAGCAAAUGAGUUAAGCGAUCGCCUAAAACGGGCCAAAAAAUCUUUCGAUGAGCUUCGUCAAAAUAUUAACGACGAAGACUUCGAUAAAGUUUCGUCAACGUAUUCGACGAUUUCGGACGACAUAAUUCAUGUGGGUGAACGUCUUCUCAAGACCGUCCCUAGCGAAGGAGAGCAGUGGCGCCAUCUACAGGCUAUAGGCGAGAAGUUUUACGCGGAAGAAAGCAGACGCAUCUACUCGAGCGUUCCCCCCACGUUGGAGGAUUUCAUUGAAAAAAUGCGGGAGAAACUCGCCAACGUCGAAAAACGCCGCGAAACCGACCGCGUCGCCAUCUUGCGGGAGUUUUUGAAAACGGCCGCGGCCUUUCACAGCUUUUUUCGUGAUUACUUCGACUCGUACGCUGGACGUCGGUCGAGAAAAUUCACUCGCGAAUUCGGCGCUGAGUUCGAAACAAUCUUGGCCGAAAUUGAAAUCGAAAAAGGCGAAAUAGGUCGCCGAUACAGGAAUUUCAUUCGCGAACUGAUGCCACUGCAUGGACAUCCGAAUAACGCGCCGCUAUUGGCCGAUUUGAAGUGGCGAAUGAUGGAGAUGCAAAGGCAGAUGGACGAGGCCCUGUCCAAUCAGGAUCGGCCACGGGAGCGGCUGCAACGGCGUUUUGAGCGUUAUGAGGGUUACUACCGGGAAAUUGCCGCCCGCAUGCCUGAAAUUAUUGAAAAUAACGACAGAGUGAGACGCCUGAUCGCCAAAUUGAGGACUCAUAGUGCAGGGCAGACGCCGGCAGAAAUGGUCCCAGCCCCGCCCACCGCCGAUGUUAAUUUGGGUUUGCCAGACUUGCGGCAAUGCUUCGACAGCUACAAAGAGCGCUUGGAGGAAGACGAUCUGGACGCGUACCACGCUAAAUUGAAACUCGAGUGGCAGGACGCCGUCGAAAGGGUCUUGGACUUGUACAAAUGUUCGAAAUAGAUAAAAUUAUUAAAAGGGAGCGAAUAAUCACUGGAACUACUCGAAAGAACUUUAAAAAUAUUAUUCUGUUGAAAAUAAUGUACACCGUUCAAUGAAUGUCUUUAGCUUU
Molecule: messenger RNA, 2917 nt
Organism: Cylas formicarius (sweet potato weevil)
Lineage: Eukaryota; Metazoa; Arthropoda; Insecta; Coleoptera; Brentidae
Exons: 10
Coding region: 1-2808 (935 amino acids)
Source: RefSeq, a predicted model, not a curated record